GACUUCCCCCUGCACCCCGGCGGGGAGAGAGCCUUUCGGCAGCCCGUGGCAGCAGCCAGGCACCCAUGGCCCGGCGCUGAUCCCCUUCCCUGCCCCGGGGGGGUGGCCGCUCACCCGAGGAACUGAGAGGAGCUCCAGGAGGAUGAUGUGCCUGGCGUUGAGGACGUGGCUGGGGCUCGGGCUCUUGGCGCUGCUCUGCCUUGGUUUGGGCCAAGCACUGGAGAAGAGAGUAGUCAGAAGCAAACUGGGGGAAAAGGUCAGCCUGCCUUGCUGCCGUGAAAUCCCGCGCUCAGAAAGCCUGCAGAAUUACCGGGCCUACUGGCAGAAGAAGUUUCCGGAGGUGACGGUGGUGGUGCUGGCCUACUCCGACGGGAAGAUGAUCGAGGCUGACAAGCGGUACAGGAACCGCACAGAGAUGGACCCCUGGGACCUCAUCCUGUGGAUCUCCCCCAUGGAAAUCCUGGACAAUGGCACUUACCAGUGUGUGGUUCAGCACAACUCCGUUGUUGUGUGUGACGAGAGCCUCACCCUCUUUGUUACAGCCGACUUCAGCCAGCCCAGCGUAACAGCAGAGGUGUCCGCUAGCUCCUGUGAAUCAGCCGAGAUGGUGAUAGUGUGCUCUUCUCACGGAGGUUUCCCCAAACCCAGAAUCUCUGGAGCCCUCAACAACGUGUCUGUGGAGUGGAAUGCCAGCUGGGUGUCCGAGUCCAGCUUCAGCCCGUACAACGUCACCGGCACGCUGGUGCUCAACGUGACCAGCGACGUCAAUGUCACUUGCUCCGUUGAAUAUGAUGGCUUGGCCAAGUCCACCAGUUUGCUUCUGGAAAAAACAAAUGACUGUGUUGUUCCUCCUGUGCCUCCACCUUAUAAUGUCAUUACUGCUUCAAGCAUUGUUGUUAUCACCUUCAUUUUGGCAAUCAUCCUGGCAGCAAGAUACCUCCCAAGGCGUGUUUGUCCUCACUGUUGUAAGCCCCAGGAUCCGGUGGAAGAGGGUAUGAAGGAAGGUACGAAGCCACCUGUGAGCCUCAAAGUGACAUCUGAAACAUCAUCUGUAUGACCAGAUUGCAUUUGCAGGUUUCUUACCCCGUGCAUUCCGCACUGCAGACUCCGCCGUUCGUUGUACAGCAAUGCUUGUGGCAUUGACCCUUUGGCUCUCUGCAAGGGGAUGGCAGCAGCAGAAAAACUCUGCUGCCACGACUGAAAACACGACUGACAACAUAAUCUCAUGUGAAUGAAGUCAAACAGAAGCUUUGGGGUGCUCUCGUUACAACGGGGUCACUGGAACCCCGGCCUGGGAGGACCCUCUGUGCUCCUGCAAUGGGGCAGAAGAACGUCGUCGGCAUCGACACACCAGUUCAAGGCUUUGGGAACCUCUGGCUUUGACGCUGCUUCUGUGGGAACCAGGGGCCUGCCUACCCCUUUAGCAACGCAGAGCUACCCCUUGGAACCCCCCGGACCCCAACACACAAGCUCAAGUCAGGCUGUGCCUCCAUAUUGUGACGGGGAGAAGCUAAAACUUCUUCUAUAUUCAGCCUCACACGAGUUCUUCAUGCUGGAGGACUUUGGAUUUGAACCUGACCAUUACGGAUGUAUGUCACUUCCCCCCUAAAGAGGCAAUAAUGCUCACGUUUUUCAUGAAAAAAACUUCACCUUGGAAGUGAGUCUCUCUGCCUCAUGCUUAUUUGCAGUGCUACGAGACUUUUUAGGGAACGAUACACACUGACAGCACAGCUAACAGCCAACUAAUAUUGCUUACCCACAGCAGUGGCACAAGUUCUCGCAGCCUUUCUCUCCUGACAGGAUGACCUUGCCAACCCAGCCAACACAGCCCCUCCAUUAAAUUGCUGUGUGAGGGCACACGUGUGCAUACAAACGUACGAGCUUUUAUGUGCAUUCCUUCCUACCCACACCUGUAAAGCCCCACUGAAAUUUGUGUUAAAGUCAGUGGUUAUCUCGCAUAUCUACUGUAAUGAAACGUAACUCAGGGCCUUGCUUCAUAAACAUAGGUCUGCUUGUGUUGGUACCUCUGCCUAGGGACACUUGUUAGGGGAGGCUCUGCAGAUUCUUGAGAGUCUCUCACAGUAACCUAAGGACUGACUUUGCACUGAAUGUUGCUGCUUUCUGCCAGUGUUCUCUCUACCCAGCCAGGACUUGAAGGAUUUUCCCUACAGAAUGCUAAUACUGGAUAGGACUCAUCUGAUCUGGCUGACAUUCGUGCCUACCGUGUAGGAAAAAUUGAUUUCUCAUUUUAAGGGGAAAGGAGGAAAAAGCCCCAACAAGCUUCCUAAGCAACUCUGCAUACUAACCUAACUGAACUCUGCCCUGAGUUUUACAGGUAUGUUUUUCCCUUCUGCUCUGCAAGCUGUACCCAUUCCCUUGCUCUAUGCAUGUUAUCAGGGCAGACCAAAGCCUGAAAGCACCUCCGUGGGAUGUAUUGUUGCCUGAGCUGUUUAUCUUCCUAGGACACAGCAAGGACAUAUUCCAUCCAUUUCACUUUUUUUUCUAGAGGGUACAUAUUGUGAGAGAAACUGCUGGAGAAAAUAGGAAGAUUAAAGUGGUUUAUGGAAUAUUGAGUUAUGAGAUCAAGUCACUAGUAAAAAAUAAGGCACUGCUCCCCUUCUACUCCUGCAGAGUUGUUUUGUCCCAUCUUUUUUUUUUUACUGCUUUCCCAUUGUACAAAGUGUAAUGGGAACUCCAGAACAUUCUUACAGAGGAGUUUUUGACAGAGAAAAGGAGAUAAGUUGGGUUAUAAGGAAACAAUACUCUGCACUUGUGUGUUCUGGUUGCAAACAGAACAUAAGUGACAGAAAUCAGAGUGUUUCCACGAGGCAGCCUGACCCUACUGCAGGACUUGGUGUAUGGGCAAUGGUGUCUCACACUUUUCAGGUUUCCUCUUCUUUCAGCCUAUUCGUGUUCCUUCCAGCACAAACUACCAGCUUCUUGCAUUCUGACCACCUCUUUUGGCAUUCACUUCCACCUCUGCUCAUUUCCAGCACCAUCCUUCCCUCGAAUCACAAUGCAAUUCCACCCUGCCAGCCACACCACAGCUCUGACAGGUUGUACCAGCACGUUUUCCCUCUGACUGUCCCAUUCUCCACUUCUGCUCCUGACUGAUGAUUGUGCAGCCUCCUGGAGAAAGGUUUGUCUUUUGCACUGUGCCAAACCUUUCUACAUCACCACAGACUCCAGUGACACUUUUGGUAACUCCUUCUAAAGGAAACCAAGUUUCACUGACAAACAUGUCCACCACCAAGUUAUUUUUACAGUCUUGAUGGGCAGGUUGUUUGGUUUGUUUUUCCUUAAGCACUAAUACCCUGAGUCCUGUUUUCUAUUGCCUUAUGCUGUAUUCAGUGAAUUGCACACAAAUGGUUUCUGUGAGACCUUCUCAGCUUAAUAUCUGGGUCAUUGUAGCAGGUGAGCUGCUCUGUUUAUCAUGGGUUUUUUGUACAUAACAUUUUUUUUAACUAAUUAAAAAAUUAAUUGUAAACUCAGUUUCCUUUCCUCAGUAACAACAGAUGUCUACCCACAUGCUGAGAAGUGGUAGAGCCUUUCAGUUCUUCACGUGAGCCUCUGCCACUGUUUCACAGCUGCUAAAAACACACACUGUGUAGCUUCAAGGCAGGUGAUGCAGGGGUUGACAAAGCUGUACCAGGUACAGCUGGUACCAAGCCACAGCUCUGUUUGGUGUGCUGGCAGCAGUGACAAAAUGGCACUCAGGUCCCCAGCUCGUGACCUCACGUCUGUCAGUUUGCCAGGGAUUAACUGAGCAGUGCAGCUACAGGCUGUCCUUCUCCCUCCAAGCAGGAGGUUCUCUGCAAAAGUAAAAUGCAGGGGUAGGAGGUUCUCACCGUACCCCUGUUACCUGUGUCACCUACUCUGAAAGUGGAGGGACCAUAACUUCAGUGCUGUGCUUUUCCUGGGGGUGGAGGGAGUGGGGCUGUGGAGAAUCCCUUACAUGUGUAUUUAAAAAAUAAGCUCUGAACCAGCUCCUCACUCCUCACUGUCUGUCAAAGUCAGACAGUGACUUUGAGGGUAAGAAAUGAAGAAGUGCAAGGAACUAAAUUCAGCGGGAAACUGAGAAACAAAUGGCUGCUAAUCCUGAGUGCAGCUGGAAGCCUCUGCCUCCCCGUGCUAAAGUGCAGCAUAAGGACAUGUAGCAGCCCUCCCUUCCUCCCUUGGAGAAAAUCCACACAACUGCUACACCUUGGCUCUGCCUGCCCUCCCACAGGAGAACGUCCCUGCAUCAAUGGUCAGGCACAGGAAAAUUAGUAUUCUUUAGACAUCACAUCAAAUACCACCAAAUAGGAACAGAGACAGCAAUGACACAGCUAAUGUCACCAGAGUGCUGCACAGAUAAGAGCGAGGGAUACUGGGUGGGGAUGUAACAGCAAAAAAAUUAAAAAAAAAAAGAGAAAAGAGAAAAAGAUAAGACAUCACUGUGUAAGCACAAUGGCAAAAAGGUGAUUCAGAAAGGCCUGCUAUUUCCUUUUUUGAGGGGGCAAAGGACAACAACACUACUGUCACCAGUGCAUGCAGAGGCUAAAACAGGAAGAGGGAGAGACAUAUCCACACCUCUGCUUAUUCAGAUCCUUCACUUACACAUAGAAAAGACCAGAGCUUGUUGAUGACAACCCUGAAACAGAGGUAUUUCUUCAAUGGAAAAAUGAACAACACUGGGAUGUUUAAAAAAUUAAAUGCUCAUUUCAGAAGUCAGAAAACACAACACCUUCUUGAAAGCAAACAGUGCCAAAAAUCUGCUUUGGGUGGGUGGAAUAAGCUCUCCGGGAUCGACUGUUCAUAUUUCAAUCAACACUAAUUAUCUGUAAAAGCAUUCAACCAGAACAGACUUGACUACUCUUUUCCUGUGGGAAGUAGACCCAAACCCCCUGCCUGGAUGUAAUUCCCUUCAGUAGCAGAAAAAUCUCCAACAAAAAAAGGGAACCAGAAUCCUGGCAUUCUGCUUCGAGGGAACAGUGAUGGCCCUCCUGAGUAGAGACCAUUUUACAUUAACUACAGCCCUACCCACAGAUAACAACUAACAGCUGAUCUCUGAUCAAAAUAACAGACAGACCUGGCACUCUCCUGGCUAUUGCCUUUAUUACUGGAUAGAGGGAACAUCUGAUACUGCCACCAGACUGUAUUGCUCACUGGUGGGAUCUCAGCUAGACCUCUUCUCAUGGGAUAUCACUCAAGGAUGCUUCUCUAUACUUCUCUGUACUAACAUGAAGUACAUACUGUACUGACAUAAAGAGCUUAUGGACACAAUCACCACUGCUAUAUGGCUUUAUUGAGUGUCUUGAACCACAUUUCCCCAAAAAGUCAUCCCCCAAUUUCCAACUUUCAAAUGAAAUUAGAGGCCUUUUUAUUGUUAAAACUGUCCACAGUGCCAAAUUUUCCACCAUCACCACCAGAAAUAAGUCAUCUUUCCUGUGGCCCGCUCAGACUUAUAUUGAGGAACCCAAAACUUGCCUUUUUCAGGGCAUUUCCAUAUCAUUCCCUGCUCCUCCACCCUUCCUCAA
Molecule: messenger RNA, 5519 nt
Organism: Pseudopipra pipra
Lineage: Eukaryota; Metazoa; Chordata; Aves; Passeriformes; Pipridae
Gene: CD80
Product: CD80 molecule
Exons: 7
Coding region: 143-1057 (304 amino acids)
Biological process (GO): positive regulation of T cell proliferation; cellular response to lipopolysaccharide; cell surface receptor signaling pathway
Cellular component (GO): external side of plasma membrane
Source: RefSeq, a predicted model, not a curated record